Molecule: messenger RNA, 2349 nt
Organism: Trichoderma breve
Lineage: Eukaryota; Fungi; Ascomycota; Sordariomycetes; Hypocreales; Hypocreaceae
Product: OPT oligopeptide transporter protein domain-containing protein
Exons: 3
Coding region: 1-2349 (782 amino acids)
Biological process (GO): transmembrane transport
Molecular function (GO): oligopeptide transmembrane transporter activity
Source: RefSeq, a predicted model, not a curated record
AUGGCCAGCGAACAGGAUCAGAUUACGCCUGAUGGGAGGCAGGACGAAGCAAUUCGAGAAAAGAAGGAGAUUAAUACAAGCGACGAAAAGAAGGCUGGCUUGAACUCUGACAUUGAGAGGACCAUCAGCAUCAUCGACGAUGAAAAUGAUGGCGAUUACGACGUCAGAAAAGAGAAUCGCUUUGGCGAGGUUACUGUCAUCGACAAUGCAAAAGACCUGAUUACGCACGUUCUGCAUGUCGACGACAAUCCCAAUGAUACCCCGUGGACAUUUCGUGCGAUUGUUAUUGGCCUCAUCCUGUGCAUCUUCUCAUCUGUGCUGCAGGAGAUCUUCUACUUCAAACCUCAAGUCAUUUAUGUGUCUGUGGUCUUCCUCACUGUUAUUGCAUACAUCCUCGCGCUGCCGUUUCAACUCAUCCCACGACCCGAGGGCAAUGGCAUCAUAUCCCGGAUAUGCCGUUUCCUCAACCCGGCCGAGUUCAACUCCAAAGAGCACGCUUUCAUGGUAAUCAUGGGAUCAGCGGGCUCAACCUCUGCGGUAGCGACGCAGAUUCUUGCAGCCCAGCGACUUUACUACGGAUCGAACCCAAAUCAAGGUGCCGCCAUCUUCCUUGUCAUCGCCUCGCAGUUUCUGGCGUAUGGCAUAGCGGGACUCCUUCGAACGGUGCUUGUGCAGCCCGCCAAGAUGCUUUGGCCAAUUAAUAUCCCCGUCAACACGCUGCUAGAGACUUUACAUCGUGAUAAAGCCGAGACAAAGCAACGCCUCAAGUAUUUCACUUACGUCUUUAGUGGCGCCUUCUUCUGGGAGAUUAUCCCGUUGUGGAUUGCGCCCAUUUUUCAGGGCAUUUCGAUCCCAUGCUUGGCUCAUCAGGAUAGCUUGGUGUUUACCAACCUAUUUGGAGGAGCGCAGAAUAAUGAGGGUCUCGGUUUUCUCGGCCUCUGCUUCGAUUGGAAUUACAUUGCCGGACUGAACUCGCCUCUCUGGUUCCCUCUAUAUACGCUAGUCAACAGUUUUGUCGGAUACUUGAUAUGUAUUGUGCUAUUCAUGGGAAUUUACUACGGAAACAUUUGGCAGUCUGCGGAUUUCCCUUUUCUAUCCCAGUUGCUAUACGACAGCUCAUCCAAUGCAACCAAUUUUGUCGAAUACAACCUCACGGCUGUUCUAAAUAGCGAUAACACCAUUAACAACACUCUUGUUGCUAAUCAAGGAUUCCCUCACCUCUCUGGAACAUACGUGGUCUAUCUCCUCACUACAAACCUCGGCAUUACGGCUGCAAUUGUUCAUAUGCUCUUGUGGAAUUACGACGAUAUUAAGAACGGCUGGGCAUUCUUGCACCCACCUGACGAAGAGAUGGACCCUCAUUACAAGUUGAUGAUGCAAAAUGGAUAUGCCGAAGUGCCAAAUUGGUGGUACGGUAUUGUUCUCCUCUUGUCCUUCGUGAUCGGUAUUGCUACAUUGUACGCAAUCAAGUCCACCUUGCCUUGGUGGGGAUUCAUCGUGUCGAACAUUUUUGCCGCGCUCUUCAUCCUCUUCUUUGGCGCUCAGAUGGGAUUGACUGGAUUCCAAUUCAACCAACAGCCUGUUAUUCAGAUGCUGGGCGGUUAUCUGCUGCCGGGAAAGCCAUUGGCCAACAUGUACUUCACUGUGUUUGGUUUCAACGGUAUUCAGCAAGGCCAGUGGCUGCUUCGUGAUCUGAAGUUAGCCCAACUGGCACAUUUACCGCCCAAGGCGACCUUCUUUGCUCAGAUGCUUGGCACUGUAAUUGGUGCCAUCAUGGACUACGUGAUGAUGGUGAGCAUUGUAGACAACCAGACGGAGACGUUGUUGUCGAUUGAUGGAACCAACAUCUGGUCAGGCCAAAAUGUCCAAGGGUACAACACUCUCGCCGUGGCCUGGUCCCUGGCUAAAGACAUGUUCUCAGUUGGUAACCGCUACCAAUGGGUUACGUUGGCAUAUCUGCUCGGCUUCGCAGCUCCCAUACCGUUCUGGCUGGCAUGGAAGCUGACGAAGCGUGAGAUCUUCCGCGAUGUCAAUACCAGUAUUAUUAUCUGGUACGCUGGUGUGCUUUGCGUCGGUGUCAACUCAUCACUGCUCAUGUUCUUCGGCUUCGGAAUCUUUGCUCAGUUCUACCUCCGUCGCUACCACCCUGCUCUUUUCAUCAAGUACAACUACUUAAUCUCUGCGGCAAUGGACGGUGGCACGCAGGUCAUGGUCUUUAUCCUCAGUUUCGCUGUUCUGGGUGCCAGUGGAAAGUCGUACAACUUUCCGACCUAUGCUCUCAACAAUGGUGGUACGAACAACAACAAGAACAUUGACUACUGCAUGUUUAAUGUUGCCAGCGGGGCUUAA